CAACAUCCUCAAAGAUUAACGAGACUUUCUCAGUCGGAAGUGAAGAACCCGAAGUCUCGUAACAACAUCUUCUGCAUUAAAGGGAUCUCUCAGUCGGAAGUGAAGUACUAUAAAUGCUGAACUGAGCGCAACACUGCAAUUCUCCGUUGUUAAUCGUGAAAUACGGAGCUGCAUGAGCGUGAGCACGCGAAAAGGGUGAAUCAGAUAGAGUCUGCUAGAGGGAGUAGGAAAGUGAAAUUGGUGGGAAAGUAUUCUAUGAAAAUGGACAAGUAUAAGAAGGAUGCAAGGGCUGUUCUGACUCCUAAAGUUGGGUAUGGUUUGGCUGAUGAGCUGAAACGGGCAGGGUUUUGGGUUCAAACCGUGUUGGAUAGGCCGCAAGCUACAGAUGUUGCGCUGCAAAAGCAUAUGGUGGAUAUGAUGGAUCACAGGCGGGUUGAGUGCGUGGUCCUUGUAUCAGAUGAUUCUGAUUUUGUUGAUGUGAUAAAGGAAGCAAAGUUGCGAUGUCUCAAGACUGUUGUUAUUGGGGAUAUUAGUAGUAACGGAGUCUUGAAAAGGACUGCCGAUACUGCAUUUUCCUGGGAGGAAAUUUUGAUGGGGAAGGCUAAGAAGGAGGCUGUAUCGGUUAUGGAAAAUUGGAAAGAUCGUGAUAUAUUGAAAAGGUUGGAGUGGACGUACAAUCCAGAUGUGGAUAAAAAGAAACUCAACAUGGAUGAUGCAGAUGCUGAAGCAUCUGGAGAUGAUGAUAUUGAAGAUAUCUAUGAUGAAAUUGAUAAUGACUACAAUGAUGACAAAGGUUCUUGGUGGAAAUUAGACUCCGAUGAUAAUGAUGUUACAAAUUGAUAAUCACUGAAAGCUAUCCAUCUUACAUGUGAAGCUCGUCAAGAAAGCUACUGAUAUUGUAGAUUUUAAGUAGAUCAAUGCCAACCUAAUGCAAUUCUUGAUAGUUAUAUAUUAUGUUUGGUUUGCUGCUUUCCAAAUA
Molecule: messenger RNA, 979 nt
Organism: Lathyrus oleraceus (garden pea)
Lineage: Eukaryota; Viridiplantae; Streptophyta; Magnoliopsida; Fabales; Fabaceae
Exons: 2
Coding region: 256-840 (194 amino acids)
Molecular function (GO): RNA nuclease activity
Source: RefSeq, a predicted model, not a curated record